Molecule: messenger RNA, 414 nt
Organism: Tarenaya hassleriana
Lineage: Eukaryota; Viridiplantae; Streptophyta; Magnoliopsida; Brassicales; Cleomaceae
Product: zinc finger A20 and AN1 domain-containing stress-associated protein 2-like
Exons: 2
Coding region: 1-414 (137 amino acids)
Molecular function (GO): zinc ion binding; DNA binding
Source: RefSeq, a predicted model, not a curated record
AUGGAGCAUGACGAGACCGGAUGCCAAACCCCGCCCGAUUGUCCGAAACUUUGUAUCAAAAACUGCGGAUUCUUUGGCAGCUCGGCCACGAUGAACAUGUGUUCGAAGUGCCACAGGGCUAUGUCGUUUCAACAAGAACAGCAAGCUAAGCUUGCUUCUGUCGUGUCUGGAUCAUCAUCAUCAUCCGUAAUCAUCAUCACUGUCAAGAAAACUGUUUCAGAUGCAUCCGUGGAUGCUCAAGCUAAACCCGUGGACCCGUUUCCGUACGAUUACCGUGAAGCUGGGCAUGGAGCCAUAGCGAAAAGCGAACCCGGUUGUGAAGGCAGAGAAGCUCGGAAAAAUCUGAAUCCCGUCUCGAAAGCAUUCGCUCAUCCAUCAAACUACAGCCUCCUAAGGUCAGUCAUCGACGACUAG